Microplitis mediator is the source of this 1790-nucleotide messenger RNA. Its product is annotated as erlin-2-B-like. Gene Ontology annotation, biological process: SREBP signaling pathway. Gene Ontology annotation, molecular function: cholesterol binding; ubiquitin protein ligase binding. Bases 254 to 1240 code for a protein of 328 amino acids. NCBI's taxonomy places the organism in Eukaryota, Metazoa, Arthropoda, Insecta, Hymenoptera, Braconidae. The transcript is spliced from 4 exons. Gene Ontology annotation, cellular component: endoplasmic reticulum membrane; endoplasmic reticulum. The record is from RefSeq and is a predicted model, not a curated record.
CCACCCUCAUCAACGGACAUGACGUGGUACAAAAAUACUUUCCUGAUUGUUGUUUAUAUAGUGAGGAAUGCAAACCGGUACUGUAGACACCAAGUGAAUUAUUCUGUUUAAAAAAAAAUGUCAAAUCUGUCCCAUUAAAUAACCGGUUAAUUCUGAUAAUAAAAACUUCAAUUCCAUAUUUUAUUUCGUAUCAGUUUCGUCGCUCAGUGACUUAAUUACUCCCUAAUUGCAUAUUUAUAAGUAAAGAAUCAUCAUGUUGGAUCAAAGUGUCAUUGGUCUUUGCAUUAUCGUUGGGUUAGCAGGAGUAUUCAAUUUUUCAAUUCACAAAAUUGAUGAAGGUCAUGUUGGUGUUUACUUUCGGGGAGGCGCAUUAUUACCACAAGUUAGUCAGCCAGGUUUUCAUAUGAUGGUUCCAUUAUUGACAACAUUUAGAUCUGUGCAAGUGACUUUACAAACUGAUGAAGUUAAAAACGUUCCUUGUGGUACCAGUGGCGGUGUCAUGAUAUAUUUCGAUCGCAUUGAAGUUGUUAAUAUACUCGACUCUAAUGCUGUGUACAAUAUGGUAAGAAAUUUUACUGCUGAUUACGACAGGACGUUGAUCUUCAAUAAAGUCCACCACGAACUCAAUCAAUUCUGUUCAAUCCACACUCUCCAUGAAGUGUACAUCGAUUUAUUCGAUCAAAUCGACGAGAACCUGAAGAACGCGCUGCAGAAAGAUUUAAAUGAACUGGCGCCAGGCCUCAGUAUCCAAGCGGUCCGUGUGACCAAACCCAAAAUACCCGAGACAAUACGAAAGAACUACGAGUUGAUGGAGGGCGAAAAGACCAAGCUGCUGAUAUCAACUCAGCACCAGAAGGUGGUAGAAAAAGAUGCUGAGACAGAUCGUAAAAAAGCUCUGAUUGAAGCUGAGAAAGAGUCGCAGGUCGCGUCGAUUCAGUAUAACCAGAAAAUAAUGGAGAAAGAAUCUCUGCAACGCAUGGCUUCGAUUGAAGACGCGAUGCAUUUAGCUCGUGAGAAAAGUCGCUCGGAUGCUGAUUUUUAUCAGAUGAAGCGACAAGCGGAAGCUAAUCAGUUACUCCUGACUAAAGAGUUCCUGGAGCUUAAAAAGUAUGAAUCGUUGGCCAAGAACGCGAAGAUUUACUAUGGUCAGGACAUUCCGAAGAUGUUUGCCAUGGGCGGGUGCUCUACUGAUCCAAAUCUAGGCACUCAUACAAAUGUAGAGCUUGAUAAAAACGAUUGAAAUUAAACCGGUUACUUAUUUAUUAAUUUUUUUAUUUUGUUCUUAAUUUACAUCUCAUUGAUACCUGAUAAUAAUAAUAAUAAUUAAUUAAUUAAUUAAUUAUAAUCAUAAGUAAUUAAUUUAUAACUCCUGUAAAUCAUCAAAUGCAUUUAUGUUAAGUAAUUUAAAUAAAACUUGUUUUUUAAAUCAACUGUCAAUUUGCAGAUUCAAAUAUUUCCCGCCAGUAGUUUAAAUUUUUGACACGACUCGCGUCUCGAAUAUCGAUAGAUUAUUAAAAAACAAUAAUAAUUCUAUCAAAACAAACUUACAAGACUGGUUUUUUAUAAUUAAAAGUUCAAAUAAAUAUUUACAUACCUGGUAAUUUAAAAAAAUAAUUAUUUUGACGUUAGUAAAAUAUAAAUUAAUUGAUUAAUUUUUGAAAUGUACGGAGCACAAUAAAGAGUGACGUCAGAUGUUAUGAAUCAGGUUUCAAUUUUAGUCAACUUUAUCACGUUAAAUAAAUAAUAAUUGCAAUAAUAAAUUAUUUUUUAAAGCACGAACAUGACAGUGG